This is a messenger RNA of Varroa destructor (honeybee mite), 2650 nucleotides long. Its product is annotated as long-chain fatty acid transport protein 4 pseudogene. The record is from RefSeq and is a predicted model, not a curated record. Lineage: Eukaryota; Metazoa; Arthropoda; Arachnida; Mesostigmata; Varroidae.
AGGUUCUACAUAUCUAUUGUCGCCUUUACGACGACCAACAGAGUACGCUGCAUCAAAAAAAAAAGAAUUCGUCGCUACGAAGUGACUGCACGUGCCAUAGCUAGCAACAGUUUGUUCUUGACAAUUAAAAGAUAAAGACGAAGUGGCUCAGUAGAAAAACGACUGAUGUGUACCUGAACACGAUUAUACCGCUUAUGGGUUGUCUAUAUUCAUCGUGUACUUCAAGUGACGUGUGCUUAACAUCAACCAGGUUGCAGCUGAGGCGGCAAUGCAGGCCCUAGUGUCUGUAUUGAGUUUUGCAGCAGUGCUUGCUAUUAUACAUUAUGUAUCAUGGCAGGCCGGACUCUUAGCGAGUGUCCUGCUCCUCAUCGUGUUAAGAUACAAACCAAUAUAUGUGAUGAUCCGAACAUUUCCGCGAGACAUAACGGCAGCAAUUCGCUACUGGCGAUCAGGAAUAGUUCUGUCGUUGAUUUCGUGGCAAGACAAAACGGUGCCCGCGCUUUUCCACGAACGCGUGCUUAAACAUCCGAACCGAGUUAUGUUCAUAGAAACUGAGCGCCAAUGGACAUUUAAAGAAGUCGACGAAUACACAAAUAGAUUGGCUAACUAUUUCGCCGCGAAAGGCCUCAAGGCUGGUGAAGACGUUACGCUUGUUAUGGAGAACCGCGCGGAUGUCGUUCUCUUCUGGCUGGCUAUGGCCAAACUUGGAGUCGCGACAGCUCUUAUUAAUUACAACCUUCGACGCUCUGCCCUUUACCAUUGCAUUACCGCUGUGGACACAAGGGCAAUUGUGUUUUCGCCAAAAAUGGCGCCUUACGUGUUCGAGGUGAGAGCUGAUCUGUAUGAAAAGCUUCAACCCAAAUUCUACGCAUAUGGUGCAAGUGACAUCAUGACUGAGUUUCCGGCCGAAGACAUUCUGCUAACUUUAGAAAAAGUUCCGACGACGCUGCCUAACUACAAAGGUUCACUUGAAAAUCGUCUGCUGUAUAUCUACACAUCAGGAACUACUGGCAUGCCAAAGGCCUCUGUCAUCAAGCAUCUUCGCUAUAUCUACUUGUCGAUACACAUACACUACCUUAUGCCGUUGAAAGAGUCAGAUAUUCUAUACAUUUGCCUCCCUUUGUAUCACAUGGCCGGCGGAAUUCUAGGGACGUCGCAAAGUGUCAUUCUUGGCAAGACCAGCGUGAUCGUCCCGAAAUUUAGCGCGUCGAACUUCUGGAAUGAUUGUAUCAAAUACCAGUGCACUGUUGCACAAUAUAUUGGUGAGACUUGCCGGUACCUUUACACUCAGCCUGAAAAGGAGACUGAUCGACAGCACUCCAUACGCCUUAUGUUCGGAAAUGGUCUCCGGCAGCAGAUUUGGGCGGAUUUUAAAGCUCGCUUUAGUAUUCCUCAUAUUCGAGAAAUCUAUGGAUCAACGGAGGGUAAUGCAAACCUAAUUAACAUCGAUAAUACUAUCGGUAGUGUAGGAUUUGUGCCAACAAUUUGUCGCCACUGCCCAUUUCUGGGACCGCUGCUAUUCAAUUUGGAAAUUAUUAAAGUAGACCUAGAUACAGGGGCCCUGAUUCGGGACAAAAAUGGGCUCUGUAAACGUGUCGGCCCCAACGAGGCAGGUGAAGUUGUCGCGCGGAUAAAAAGAAAAGCUCUAAUUCGUUUCGACGGUUAUACUGACGAAGCGGCCACAUCGAAGAAAAUCUACAAAGACGUUUUUCGUAAAGGCGAUCGAUGUUUCUCCUCUAACGAUAUCCUCGAAUACGACGAGCUGGGCUAUGUGUUUUUCAGGGAUCGAAUCGGCGAUACGUUCCGUUGGCAUGGCGAGAACGUCUCGACGGCCGAAGUAGAAGGUGUCAUCAGUAAAUACACCGGGGCACAGGAUUGCAUCGUUUACGGCGUCGAAGUGCCAGGUGUUGAGGGUAAGGCUGGUAUGGCAGCAUUGCUAGACCCCGAACAGAAGACCGAUCUAAAUACACUCCUAUUGAACAUGCGUGUCGAACUGCCACCCUACGCGAUUCCGCUAUUCAUUCGUUUAGCCAAAAGGAUCGAGUUGACCAGUACCUUCAAACUUAAAAAAAUAGAUCUACUCAAAGAGGGUUUCGAUAUUACCGUAAUAACAGAACCGAUCUAUUUCCUUGAUCAUACAAUAGAUACGUUUGUUCGCGUCGACGCUGACCUAUAUGAUAAAAUUGUGAACAUGACAAUUCGACUAUAGAUGCUUAAAUCUGACCGCAAUUGACGCUCUUCUCUCUGUAUGCUUGCUCUGUAAAUACCUUUAAUAUAACGCGGUGGGAUUAUAUACUCGCUUCACACAAUAUAAAUAUAUUUAUCUAUUUCUUUUACUUCUGGCGAGUGAUCAGUGUUAACACAAAUCGUAAUUAUAUGGUAAUGGGUCAGCCAUGUAGCUGAUUCAUGCAUGUCUGUAGGUUUACCUAUGAACUUACAAGGUACAUUUAAAGUGUGCAUCAUGCGUUUAUUUUGUUACAGCAAGUUUGAUUAGGACAGAAUUCGUCUCCUGUUUUUUGAAAGUGACGGGCUGAGAAAUACUUGAGAAGGACUAUCUUUCAUCGGUUCCUUGAAACAUAAGGAGCAUCUGGAGCUACAUUUGGAGUACCAUCAAUACGUAUCAAGAGACGACGACUUAGAGAUUUUUUUG